Opisthorchis viverrini is the source of this 231-nucleotide messenger RNA. RefSeq lists its product as hypothetical. The record is from RefSeq and is a predicted model, not a curated record. Lineage: Eukaryota; Metazoa; Platyhelminthes; Trematoda; Opisthorchiida; Opisthorchiidae. The transcript has 2 exons. Bases 1 to 231 code for a protein of 76 amino acids.
AUGGUUGUUACUUCGCCUGAUGUGACUAUCAGUGAUGAUGUGUCGGUCAUACCGAUCACACGUUCGCCUCGCAUGUCAGAUGUCCGGGGUUCAAAUUCCGGCACGGCCAUUGGAUAUGCACUGCUGAUGAGUCCUAACAAGAGCGAAACUCGAGUCCGGGACUAUCCCCACCUUUGGUGUGGAUUCACCAAAAUAAUUUUGCCAGAACAGGGAGACGAUCGCUCAAACUAG